AUGACUAGUGGCGACAGCGACACCAACGGUACUCUGGUGGUACCUACCAGCGUCGCCAGCGGUACUCUGGCGGUACCUACCAGCGUCACCAACGGUACUCUGGCGGUACCUACCAGCGUCACCAACGGUACUCUGGUGGUACCUUCCAGCGACACCAACGGUACUCUGGUGGUACCUUCCAGCGUCACCAGCGGUACUCUGGCGGUACCUUCCAGCGACACCAACGGUACUCUGGUGGUACCUACCAGCAUCACCAACGGUACUCUGGCGGUACCUCCCAGCGUCACCAACGGUACUCUGGUGGUACCUUCCAGCGACACCAACGGUACUCUGGUGGUACCUUCCAGCGACACCAACGGUACUCUGGUGGUACCUUCCAUCGACACCAACGGUACUCUGGUGGUACCUUCCAGCGACACCAACGGUACUCUAGCGGUACCUUCCAGCGACACCAACGGUACUCUGGCGGUACCUUCCAGCGACACCAACGGUACUCUGGCGGUACCUUCCAGCGACACCAACGGUACUCUGGCGGUACCUUCCAGCGACACCAACGGUACUCUGGCGGUACCUUCCAGCGACACCAACGGUACUCUGGUGGUACCUUCCAGCGACACCAACGGUACUCUGGCGGUACCUACCAGCGACACCAACGGUACUCUGGCGGUACCUUCCAGCGACACCAACGGUACUCUGGUGGUACCUUCCAGCGACACCAACGGUACUCUGGCGGUACCUUCCAGCGACACCAACGGUACUCUGGUGGUACCUUCCAGCGUCACCAACGGUACUCUGGCGGUACCUUCCUGCGACACCAACGGUACUCUGGUGGUACCUUCCAGCGACACCAACGGUACUCUGGCGGUACCUUCCAGCGACACCAACGGUACUCUGGCGGUACCUUCCAGCGACACCAACGGUACUCUGGUGGUACCUUCCAGCGACACCAACGGUACUCUGGCGGUACCUACCAGCGACACCAACGGUACUCUGGCGGUACCUUCCAGCGACACCAACGGUACUCUGGUGGUACCUUCCAGCGACACCAACGGUACUCUGGCGGUACCUUCCAGCGACACCAACGGUACUCUGGUGGUACCUUCCAGCGACACCAACGGUACUCUGGUGGUACCUUCCAGCGUCACCAACGGUACUCUGGCGGUACCUUCCUGCGACACCAACGGGACUCUGGUGGUACCUUCCAGCGACACCAACGGUACUCUGGCGGUACCUUCCAGCGACACCAACGGUACUCUGGCGGUACCUUCCAGCGACACCAACGGUACUCUGGUGGUACCUUCCAGCGACACCAACGGUACUCUGGUGGUAUCCAGAAUGAUAUCCACAUAUGUGCGUAAUAAGAGACGUGAUGUGAAUACUCCGGCGCCGUCGUCGUCGUCAUCUGCAGCAGUCAGUCAAAUCAACACCAGCAGCCUGUGCCGAGGUCAGCAACGUCAAGCCCAGGACGCCAGAUCCGUCAAGCAGUUACCCAAGUGCUUAAGAAACUUUUCCUUCUUGUUCUUGGCGGUUGAGUCCUGA
This is a messenger RNA of Procambarus clarkii (red swamp crayfish), 1539 nucleotides long. RefSeq lists its product as uncharacterized. Lineage: Eukaryota; Metazoa; Arthropoda; Malacostraca; Decapoda; Cambaridae. The record is from RefSeq and is a predicted model, not a curated record.